This is a messenger RNA of Amaranthus tricolor (Joseph's coat), 2150 nucleotides long. RefSeq names its product pre-mRNA splicing factor SR-like 1. Gene Ontology annotation, cellular component: precatalytic spliceosome. Lineage: Eukaryota; Viridiplantae; Streptophyta; Magnoliopsida; Caryophyllales; Amaranthaceae. The coding region runs from base 295 to 678 and encodes 127 amino acids. The record is from RefSeq and is a predicted model, not a curated record. The transcript is spliced from 4 exons.
ACGAUGUUAGCCCUCUUAUUUUCUUAGCCAAACUCUAGACGCCUCCCUCGAAGACGACCAGACCAAACCAGGCCAAGCAAGCAUCACUGCUGACGGAGCACAGGGACGACGCACGCUGGCUACCGGAGCUAGCUCGCUGGUUGUUGCAAAGCUGCGUUUUUCGUUCCCUUUUCUUCUCUACUUCCUUUUCUCUGGCAUGGGAGCUUGCUAGAUAGUAAAAGCUUGGGUUAUUGUGUGUAUUUAUUUUGCCACACUAGUUUUCUGGAAAAAGAUUCUGGCUUUGUUUGAUCAUCCAUGGGGGAGAUUCAAACUUCAAGAAAGCCAAUUGAUUCUUUACUGGAGAAGGUCCUGUGUAUGAACAUUCUUUCUUCAGACUAUUUCAGAGACCUUUACCGGUUGAAGACUUACCAUGAGGUGAUCGAUGAAAUAUACAAUCAAGUUGAUCAUGUGGAGCCAUGGAUGACUGGAAACUGUCGGGGACCUUCCACUGCCUUUUGUCUCCUGUACAAGUUUUUCACCAUGAAGCUCAAUGCUAAGCAAAUGCAUGGGCUACUGAAGCAUCCUGAUUCUCCGCACAUAAGAGCUAUUGGAUUCCUGUACCUAAGGUAUGCCGCAGACCCAAAAACAUUGUGGAGCUGGUUUGAACCAUAUAUUAGAGAUGAUGAGGGGUUAUCAUGAGAUUGCUGGAUGUUUGCAUUUUGGUGUUCUUGGCCCUUCUCUCUCUUGAAAUGCCAGUUGUAGCCACCGGGUAGGUAGAAUUGGUUAUUGUGUGUGCUGUGGCCAAGGUGUAUUCAUCUCAUGUUAUUAUCACUGAAGAAUGUUACGGUUUUCUCUGAUUGUCUUUCUCAGGACAACAGGAUUUUGAUUUUGUCAGAAUUAUAGAUAUUGCAAGGGUUUAGAUUUCUUGAGUUGGGGGUGUAAUGUUAAAGUAUUUGAUGUGACUAGAGCAUUGGUUUUCUGGCGUUUUCAAGAUAUAUCACAAAUAGUAUAUGUUGUGUUUUCAAGAUGUAUCACAAAUAUAUAUAAACCAAGCUUAUAUGAGAAUCGGGAGAAAGAACCAUGUCACUUUUUGGGAAAAAAUUGUUACUUUUAAGAAAAAAUUCUAAAAAUAAGAAAAAAAACUGACAAGAAAGUGUUACUUUUUACUUAAAAAUGUGUUACUUUUUGGCAAAAAGUGUUACCAGACAAUAUUUUUCCCCCAAAAUAGAAUUUUCAGAGAAAAUAACUUAUGAACGUGCUAAAAAAGUGUUACAUAUUACACAAAAAGUUGUUACUUUUGGCAAAAAAAGUUAUUUUUCAGACAAUAAUUUUUUCCAAAAAAAUCCAAAUUGACAAAACAAUUGUUACUUUUCGGUUUGCAAAGAUUAUGGUUUCGGUGUUACUUUUUGAUGAAAACAAUUGCUACUUGGCAAAUCAUUUUUUUUUUAAUUUUGGAAUAUUAGCAAAUGUCUUGAGUUCAUAUUGCUGUACUCUAUUACUUUUGUCUUAUAACCACAACAUAGGAUGCAUUAAAAUCCCAAGUCGUGAUAUCUAAUUUGCAGUUCACCUGUUGCUUUUAUGUAACAAAAAUAUCACACUGAGGGAAAUUUCUUAGCAACUGAGGUCCCCCACAAGAAAUUCAAGAGGGUUUCACAUUCCUUAAUAGCAGUUUCCCCAGAAUGAGUGUAGAUGGCCUGUAGGUAAUCUAUUCGCAUGAGGGAAAAGGUGAAUAGCUACAUUUUACUGGAAAAUUUGGUGCUACCAAGUAUAAUCAAUAUUACUAGUGGUUGCUCGAUGUUUUUAUAGUUGUACUCGCUCUUAUUUGUGAGUUCAACGUAUUAUAAUCGAUACCUACUUGUUUUGUAAAAAUAAGCUACAAGUCCAUGAAUGGAAGUGAAUUUAUAUUAGAGAACCUUCUAUUGUCAGGAAUCAUGAUUCACAAUCUUGGUCACAUAACCAAGUUCUUUCUUGGACCAUGAAUGACGAACACGCUGUAAAAGGGUUAACCUUGUAUGUUAAGUCUAAAUGCUUUUUUCAACUUCUUCCCCUUUUUUUCAAGAUGACUAGGCAACCUUUUUAUUAUCACUGAUUUUGUUUCAAAGAUUUGACAGUUGCAGCUUCAUCAACAAUGAAGAGGUUUGGUUUGGUGCAUACAUCCCAAGAAUGAUAAG